Molecule: messenger RNA, 1946 nt
Organism: Schistosoma guineensis
Lineage: Eukaryota; Metazoa; Platyhelminthes; Trematoda; Strigeidida; Schistosomatidae
Source: the annotation of a GenBank genome assembly
CCGAAAACAACGCUGCAAUUUCAAGUAAGCUAACAAUCUCCCGAUUUCGGGUAAAAUCUUGCCCAGUUUGGGGAAAAUGCUAUAGGAAACUUUGAAGAAAACCCAAAAAUGUAUCCAAAAUAGGGAGAUUGUGUGUGUUUGCUCAGAGAAACUCGGCCUAAAAAUAUCAUUGUUGGUUUUCAUUAAAUGAGUGUGAAAUUUGAGCUGGAUGAUUUUAGUGUUGUUCGUGCAUCUGACUUGAAACGUGUACAAUACGUAAAUUUCCUUAGGACAAUUAUGAUCCAAAAAACAAAGACCUGAUGAACGUUUAAGUAAUUUAAUCGAAAGGACGGGGAUUUGCAAAAGAUUUGCUUUGCCUCCAGGUCAUGUGUCUAAAAACUUAACUGAGGAAAAUAUCUCACGCUGUUCAAAAACAUCGAUACAACGUAAUCACUGGCAUAUGUAUGUGCAAAGAUUGGGAAACAACUCAUAACUGUAUUCACAAAUUAUUAUGUUGUGUUCAUUCAACUGAAGAGAUUAAACAUUCCAUCGAAAAUCUAUUCAACAAGUUUUUACUUUCGAAAUGUGAUAAUUCAAUUUAUGGAUUCUUCCAAAGGGAGUAUUUUACUUUUAUGGAAUUACAUCCAUAUAGACGAUAUUGCAUUAUACAAUUUAUUCUUUUAUUAGAUCUAAAUUACAUUUCCGAACGUCUUUUAGUCAUUUUGUCCAAUAAUGAUCUGGAUCAUGUAAAUUGGUCUCAUAUCCUUCAAUUGAUAUCUGUUAUGAUUACAUGUAUUAAAGGAGGCGUGUCCACUAUUAAAUUUAUAAUACAUCAACUUCUAUUGUCAUUAUUCAAUUCAAAUAUGAAUUAUAUCAACAAUGAUAAUGUUGAUUUAGAUUGUUUACAUUUAUUAGAUGAUGUAUUUAUUCAUAAAAGUCAAUUGGAUGUUUUAACAUCAAAUAAACAUGAUAAACAAUUAUUGAUAGGAGUUUUAUUAAUUGCACGUCAAUUAUGCUCAGAAGAUAAUCGAUUGACUGGGAUAAAUUAUAAACAAUGGUGGAUGGAAACAUUUUGUAAUCCAUUACUAUCAACACAUAAUAAUAAUAAUAAUAAUAAUAAUAAUAAUAAUAAUAAUAAUAAUAAUAAUAAUAAUAAUAAUAAUAAUACACAGAAUGUACUUUCAUCACGUUGUGCUGUAGUUUAUUUUUGUGAUUUACUCAUUGAACUAUUACCUUGGGAAACCGAUCCAAAAUUUCUACAAAUUCAAGUCAACACUCGACCUAAUUGGUUUAAUCCUGUAAAAAGAUCAAUGAAUAAUAAUCGAAUCAAAAUUCAUACUGAUAAAAUUCGUGUAAAACCGACUGAAGUAAUUGUGUCAUUCAAUGAAGAUGAGUUAAUAAUCCCGAUUGAUUUGGAAUGUACAAAUAUGAUAACUGAUAGUAAUAAUCAUAAUCAUAAUACCUACAUAGAAUCUUGUAUAAAUCGAUGGAAUGAUUAUUGUGAAAUUGCACAAGGGCGGUUAGCUGAAUUAAGGGAACACUGUUGUGCAACAAAAAUGGUCAUAACGGAUAAAAAAAUCUCUGAUUGUUCAGAUGCUUAUACUACUCCAGGAUGGAGUGAUGUUCUAAAUUGGUUAAAUGAAAUCGCGACACAACGUACUGUUGAUUAUUGUAGUGGUGAUAUUUCUAAAUGUCGAUUACCGUCCGAAUGGAAUGAAGUAAAUCUGUUUCGUCCACGUUGGCUUCGAUCUACACUGAUUCCAGCUUUAUUAAAUGCACCUGAAAUAGAACAUUUAUCAGCCGAGUUAAAAUUUGCACGUGAACAAUUAUUACAGGGGAUACGGUCAGCUGGUUUAUCACAUUUAUUGAAUCAUACAGAAGAAAAAACCUCUACCACAAAGACGACUACAAAAGCAACAACAACAACAACGAAGAGGAAGAAAAAACGACCAACGUGUACUACAUAA